Molecule: messenger RNA, 4287 nt
Organism: Owenia fusiformis
Lineage: Eukaryota; Metazoa; Annelida; Polychaeta; Sabellida; Oweniidae
Source: the annotation of a GenBank genome assembly
AUGUCAGCAAUAGAGAUACGAAAAUAUAUCCGAAAUAGAGUUGUGGAUCCGGAAGUAAAAAAAGAUAAAGCUGCCAAAUUCAAAACACGGUUCAUUAACAUGCACCUACAUGUAGCUAUCUGGAGUGAAUCAUGUAUAGGACUAAGUCGCCUUCAAACUGAGGAUUUACUUCUAGCAACCAAAAAAGACGGAAGUUUUUUAGUGCGAGAAAGCGAGAGCAUUCCAGGGGCAUUCACACUUUGUUUAUUAUACCAAAACAAGAUCCAUCAAUACAGAAUUCUGCCUAAUGAUGAAGGUAGACUUGCAAUACAGGCUGAGGAAGGAGUUACAAAGAGGCGGUUUGUUUCAUUAGAACAGUUGAUACAUGAGUAUAUAGGCCGGGGAGAAAACAAUGGGCUUGUGUGUGCACUCACAGAUCCUGUAGAAUUUGAAGGAGAGCAGGACGAUGACUCAGAUGAUGAAGAUAUUGAAGAAAGUCCGAAAGUGAUCAAAUCUGAAAUCAGUCAUGCUGCGUCAAAAUUCAUUAAAGCUGAUGUCCCGUUACCCAUUCCUACAUCACCAGAGGCGCCAUCUAAUGGUCAAACUUAUGAUGUUCCCCCUAAUGCGACAUCAGUUGGACAGACAUAUGAUGUGCCCCCAAGUCCUGUCAGUGUUUAUACAUGCAUUGAGGAUGAAAUAAGUCGUCAUUUUCUGAUGCGUUUUGCCACUCUAGACAUGUCUAGUUGUGAAGGGGAGUUCAUAGAUGUAGUGAGAAAGUACAUUGAGUCAGGUGUACAAGAUGAUGCUACGAGUGCAACUUUAGAUAAAGGACGUCUUGAUAAACUGAGGGAAGUUUUGAAAGAAGCAGCAAAACAGUUAAACCGUGAGGUUGAUACAUUCCUGUACAAAACAGAAGUAAUGAAGAGCUUGUUUGACAACUCCUGGAGCAACCCGGUUAAUCUGGAACGGAUUAUGAUAAAGGCAGAAGAUAAGAAAGAUGACUUGAGUAUUGGUCGCAUUUGUGCCAAACUAGCCAGUUGCUCAAAUGCAGUAAAGUUGCUAGAAAUAAAGGGAAUGAGCACACUUAAAGAGUUGAAGAAGUCUAUGGAAGAAGGAGUCUAUGAGGAAACUAACCCCAGGUCCACAAAAUCUGUCCCCCUUAGGUCCUCCACCAAGAGACCUCACAUCCCUCCCACAAUAUUUGAGGUAAAAAUCAAAGGCAAGACCCAGAGUCACAAGUAUACAUUGACAGUAGAUAUCAUGGCUGGUAAACUAUAUGCUGUUAGACCAUCUAAAGAAGUACUGGACAAUAGUAACCUAUUCACUCAUGAUAAAAUUCUUCAACUUAUAAAAUCAACUUCCAAUAAAUGCAACCUAGAUGUGAUAAUAGAGGGCCGUAAGAAAGACACAUACAUUUUUGAUAGCGUGCGCUCACGGGAAAACUUUUGCCAACUUAUUCAACAGAUGAGACACAUGCAUUCGGCCAGUCAGGAAGUUGACCAGAUCUCCCUUUUCAUAGGAACCUGGAAUUUAGGUGAUACCCCACCUGCCUGGAAAAUAGAAAACUGGUUGCGAUCUCAGGGCUUGGGGAAAACUCGUGAUAAAUCUCUGAGCAACAUGGUCCAUGAUGUGUAUGUAAUAGGCUUCCAAGAGUCCCCUUUGAACAAGGAAGACCUGGCCUCAAAGAUCAAAGGAUAUAUAUGUAACUUACUGGAUGUGGAGCUCCAUGUUGUGACCUCCUGUAGUCUAUGGGGCAUCAAACUUAUUGCUCUUUGUAAACCAGAACAUCUACACAGAAUAUCUCAUAUACAGACAGAUAAUGUGAAAACUGGUAUUGCAAAUGCAUUAGGUAACAAGGGUGCAGUGGGUCUGUCCUUCCAUUUCAAUGGAACCUCAUUCUGCUUUAUCAACAGUCACUUGACUUCUGGGAGUGAGAAAAACCACAGGAGGAACCAAAACUUUCGUGAUAUUCUUAAAGGGUUGAACCUAGGUGGCACUAAAAGUAAAGUGUGUGACAUCACAAAUAGAUUUCAUCAUCUUUUCUGGUUUGGUGAUCUUAAUUACCGUCUGGAGAAUGAAGUUCAGCUGAUUUUAAAACAAGUGAGCAACAAGAACUAUACUAUGUUGCUAAAUGAUGACCAGUUAAAGAAGUCCCAGCACAACAAAGAGGCCUUUAUACACUUUAAUGAGGAGGAAAUCCAGUUCCCACCCACCUACAGGUUUGAGAAGGGUGGCCAAGGUUAUGUUUGGCAGAAAUUUAAGAAAACUGGGGUGAGGAUUAAUGUACCAUCCUGGUGUGAUAGGAUACUUUGGAAGAGUCACCCAGAGACAUACAUACUAAGUACAUCUUAUGGAUGUGCCGAAGACAUUAGUACCAGUGACCAUAAACCAGUUUUUGCCAGUUUUGACAUCGGGCUGGCCCCGGUGUGUGCCUCAUCUCAAACAGAGGCUGGCGAUAAGAGUGUCCAGAUAUACUUUGAAAACGUAGAAACAGAGAUAAAAACCAGUUGUAAACAGACAUUUGUGUUGGAAUUCCACUCUGAUUGUUUGGAAGCCCCAGUAUCGAGCAAGCCAAACCUGUCUUAUGGCAGUAAACCAGGCUAUUGUUGUCCAAAAUGGCUCAGCCCUUCACAGAUAUUACCAACUUUACACCCAAUAAUAACUGACUGUGACUACCUGGCAGACCAGUAUAUUACAGUGGCUGUAUGCUGUGCAGAUGGAGAUGAAUAUUAUGGGGAAAGUGUUUUAUCCCUGAGGUCAAAGUUCAGUAUUACUCCCCAGAGGUUUGAAGCAUGUUUGAUGCACCAAGGGGAGGAGACGGGGAGAAUCAAAGGCUACAUGCAUGUGAAGUCAGAUUCUAUGAGGACCUCUAACCCAGGAAGGAGAAGUUAUGAGCUUAUAUACAUGGACUUCCAAAUCAAGAGUGACCCAGAAGUCAUUGCUCCUCUUCCAACACUACAUGAGGGAAAUACCCACAAGUCUCUCAGUAAAUCCAUUUCCCAUGAGUCCUCACUGGGCCGGAGACCUCCUGUGCCAAGGCCAGGAUCAAUGACUUCAAAUGAGUUGUAUUCAACUCCCGACGAUUCUCCUCCAUCAAACAUAUCAAGACAGAAGAAUGACCUUGACAUUCAGUCUACACCACCAGUUCCAGAUCACGCAAAACCAGCCCCACCACCACGCAAACCACGCCUUGGACAAUCAAGUCUCAACCAAUCAAGUGUCUUUCCUGUGUCUUCACCUAGUGCUUCGCCAAAGUCAUCCCCGAGCGGACCAUUACCAAAAGUUCCACCCAGCGGGAAAAAAAUCGUCACAAGCCAAAGUUGUGAUUCAAUUACAGUAGUUAAAACUCCCGCUAAUUCAACAAUUUCUGAUUCAGUUUUGUACCAAGAUGUUCCCUCUGGGGUGCCUCUGUAUAAUGAUGCAGCAGAAGUUAUCCCAGAGAGUGCAGUUUAUUCAGAGGUUGCUGUGGAAACCAGACCCCAACCCUCAAACCCCUUGCCACCAACUCAAAGAAAGCCAACACAGGAAAAGAGUGAAGAGAUAGCAUCAUAUGAAACCCUAGAGGCCCCUGCGACUAUCAAUGAAUGGCUUUUGAACUUAGGAUUGCCCCAAUACAUCAAUAACUUCCUUCAAUCAGGCUGGGACCAGUUGCAAUUUUGCACAGGGAUAACAGCACAGGACUUGGUGCAGAUCAAAAUAUUCAAUUUAGAGCACAGGAAUCGCAUCUUGACAAGUUUGAAAGAAAUGUCAUUGAAUUCUACAUAAUGAUGAUGAAUUAAAGUAUUUAAGCACGUGGACCUACAUGUAUAGUGGGGACCAUGCAUGAAAACAAAUGUACACAAACAACAUUCAGUACCAUGUAAUAUUGAUGGAGCCAUGUAUUUGACUUAGACCAUGCAUAGUUUUACUGCAUUCUUAUUGUUUUUAGGCCUCGUAGAAAAAUCAAGGGCCAUUAGCCACCACUUAUUAGAUAUAAUAUUUAUAAACACGAAGGUUUUAUUUCCAAAAUCACUUUCAGAAAUUGCCAUGUUGAGGUCUUUAUUUUCCUAAACAUGCUGAAAAGGAAGCCCAUUCAAAUCGAAGAAAGUUGCAUUUUAUAAUUUGGGUCUGAACUCGCACUUAUAUCACACCCUACAAUGUAACCAUUCGAGCUAAAAUGAAAUAAUGAAUAAACAGGAAAACCUGUUCAAGUGGAACACAAUUGGAACCUUUAAAAGUGUUCCACUUGGGUGAUGUUUCAUUUAUAGAGGUUCAUUUAUCAGUUGGUCUCGGGACUCUGAAAAAUGUUCCACUAACAGAGGUGUUCCA